GCGAAUCUGCAGUGGGUGUAAACCUCGUUAGCUGGGCGUUGAGGACUGAAGGAAAUCAUUUUUCUGGUUAGCUGUGGGUGAAUAGCAUGAGAAAGAUGCUAACCAUCAUAUCUAACGUUCUCAGGGGCAGCGCUAGCAGGAACGGUGCCGAACUGGUAUCAGAGGGAGCAAGAGUGGUGGUAUCAGCCAGGACCUAUGCAGACUUCACCCCUCAGGCCACUUUUGACAUUAAGAAAUGUGAUUUGCACAAGCUGGAUGAGGGCCCACCCCUGAAGGCCGUGCUUACAAGAGAGGAGGGGCUUCAGUACUACCGCACCAUGCAGACCAUGAGACGUAUGGAGCUCAAAGCUGAUCAGCUCUACAAGCAAAAGAUCAUUAGAGGCUUCUGUCACCUUUAUGAUGGACAAGAAGCAUGUGCUGUGGGUAUUGAGGGAGGUAUUAAUCUAACAGAUCAUCUUAUCACAGCCUACCGUGCCCAUGGGUACACUCUUACUAGAGGGGGCACCGUUCGUGAGAUCAUGGCUGAACUCACAGGUCGUAGAGGAGGUAUUGCGAAAGGAAAGGGAGGGUCUAUGCACAUGUACACUAAACACUUCUAUGGAGGAAAUGGAAUUGUGGGAGCUCAGGUGCCUCUUGGCGCAGGUGUAGCAUUGGCCUGCAAAUACCAGGGCAACAAUGAGCUGUGUGUCUGUCUUUAUGGUGAUGGUGCUGCAAAUCAGGGUCAGAUCUUUGAGACGUAUAACAUGGCAUCUCUGUGGAAGUUGCCCUGCAUAUUCAUUUGCGAGAAUAACAAAUAUGGCAUGGGUACUUCUGUGGAGAGAGCAGCUGCUAGCACUGACUACUACAAGAGAGGAGAUUUCAUCCCUGGAUUGAGGGUGGAUGGCAUGGAUGUCCUUUGUGUGAGGGAGGCCACCAAAUUUGCCGCCGACCACUGCAGAUCAGGAAAAGGUCCCAUUUUGAUGGAGCUGCAGACCUAUCGUUACCAUGGACACAGUAUGAGUGACCCAGGAAUCAGUUACCGCACACGUGAGGAGAUCCAGGAGGUGCGCAGUAAGAGUGACCCCAUCUCAAUGCUGAAGGAUCGCAUGCUAAGCAACAACAUGGCAAGUGUGGAGGAACUUAAGGAGAUUGAUGUUGAGGUAAGGAAGGAGAUUGAGGAUGCUGCUCAGUUUGCCACCACAGACCCUGAGCCUCCACUGGAGGAUCUUUGCAACCACAUCUUCUACAAUGACCCUCCUUUGGAAGUGCGUGGCACCAACCCUUGGACCAAGCUCAAGUCCGUCAGCUAAACUAUCUUCCAUCAUCCCAACUCCCCUCCUUUUCCGAACAGCUGACCAUCUCCUGUUCAAGCGCACAUCACAACAAAAUACUAUUGCCUUUAGUUGGCUAUAGGUUUCAUAGACACUGUUUUUUGGAAACCCAGCCAAAUCUGUCCACCACAUAGAGACCUUUUUUGACAUUUAAUCAUUGCCUUGUUUUGUUGUCUUCAUCAUGAUAAGUUCAGCCUAGCAUAAUUCCAAUACAGUCUUCAGUACUUAUUUUAUAAAGGUUUCAUUACUGAACUAAAUGCAGUAAAAUGUAAAACAAAUAAAAUACAACAUAAAUACAUAUUGGCAAUGGGUGAGUGUAACUGAUGGCAUUUGGCUUGUAACUUUUGGUGCUUUUCAAGUGACCCCAAUGUCUCUAUUGCUUAGUGUCCAUGCAUUACAGACACCUCCCAUCAUUAAGCUGUAUCAAAGUUCAGUCAUUGCAGACAUGCACACAUACAUCUCACUCUAUAUUGAGUGUGGUGUUGCUGCCAAAUCAUAUCUUUCAUCAAAUUCUUUCAGCCCUACUUCCUAUUAAACUGACCAUAAUUGUUGAAAGGGAAAGGUUUAUUAAUAUUAAUUAAAUGUAAAUCUAUUUGAUCACGUAAAGCAUACAAAAUAAAUAAAAGUGUGUUAUUUAUGGGGUUUAAAAUGGGAAGUGUUAUUUUAUUCUGUUGUAUCUUGGAAAGCAAACAGGGCCCUACUAAUAUAUAUAUAUAUAUAUAAUGUUGGGCCUGAAAGCGCUUAAGCUAUAACUAUAUCUGAAAACCAAGAUGAGUAGGAUUUUAAAAAGCAAAAUCUCAAUCAUUUAUUUAAAACAGGGUUUUUAUGUAUUUAUUUUUAAAAAAAGCAAUGAUACUUGUGAAUACAACUUCACUUUUGGUGAUUCCAAUGCAUUAAUGGUUGUUUUAAUAGGGUUAUUUAAAACACGUCUGUAGCUGGAAGAUGAUUUAUUGCAUUGGAUGUUAGGAUGCUGUUCAGGUUAUGAAGAGGCAUCAGGGUCACUGGUUAAGCCCUUUUGCCUUGUUGACCAGGAUGAGUCAACAAAAUCAGGCAAUGGCUGUGUGAUCCAAUGUGGUGUUUUUAUCAUACGACUAAAAAUAAAUGUUUCCAAGACAA
Messenger RNA from Myxocyprinus asiaticus (Chinese sucker), 2426 nucleotides. RefSeq names its product pyruvate dehydrogenase E1 component subunit alpha, mitochondrial-like. The transcript has 12 exons. The record is from RefSeq and is a predicted model, not a curated record. Gene Ontology annotation, cellular component: intracellular membrane-bounded organelle. Bases 87 to 1289 code for a protein of 400 amino acids. Lineage: Eukaryota; Metazoa; Chordata; Actinopteri; Cypriniformes; Catostomidae. Gene Ontology annotation, molecular function: pyruvate dehydrogenase (acetyl-transferring) activity. Gene Ontology annotation, biological process: pyruvate decarboxylation to acetyl-CoA.